AUGAUUCUAGCUAGUUCAAGCAAAUCUGAAAUCAUAAGAAUGAAAGAUCAGUUUGAUAUGAAAGAUUUAGGGAAUUCUAAAAAUAUUUUGGGAAUGGUUAUAAAAAGAAAUAGGCCUGAAAACAGGUUGACUGUUUCUCAGGAAGUCUAUCUAAACAAAGUUAUAACUAAGUUUGCCAUGAAAGGAUCAAAAUCUGUAAAUGUUCCCUUAGCUGCUCACAUGAAUCUUUCUAGUGUACACUCUCCUAAAACAGAGGAGGAAUUAAGGGAGAUGAGAAACAUACCUUAUUCUAAUGCUAUAGGUUCUGUUACGUUCUCCAUGAUUACAACCAGACCUGAUUUAACUUAUGCAAUGAGUUUUUUUAGCAGAUUUAUGUCCAACCCUGGUAAGCCCCAUUGGGCAGGUUUGAAAUGGCUGUUAAGAUACAUUGUUGGUACUUUAAGUCUUGGACUUGUGUAUGAAAAAAGAACUGAUAAGCUAACCUUAAAAGGUUAUGUGGAUACUGAUUUUGCUGGUGAUAAAUAUAACAUAAAAUCUACCACUGCUUACUUUUUUACACUUGGCGACAAUUGCAUAACUUGA
Fraxinus pennsylvanica is the source of this 582-nucleotide messenger RNA. The record is from the annotation of a GenBank genome assembly. NCBI's taxonomy places the organism in Eukaryota, Viridiplantae, Streptophyta, Magnoliopsida, Lamiales, Oleaceae.